Brassica napus (rape) is the source of this 1071-nucleotide messenger RNA. Its product is annotated as anthranilate synthase beta subunit 2, chloroplastic-like. Lineage: Eukaryota; Viridiplantae; Streptophyta; Magnoliopsida; Brassicales; Brassicaceae. Gene Ontology annotation, cellular component: cytosol. Gene Ontology annotation, biological process: L-tryptophan biosynthetic process. The coding region runs from base 437 to 823 and encodes 128 amino acids. The transcript is spliced from 6 exons. The record is from RefSeq and is a predicted model, not a curated record.
AGUCUUCUUCUUUAUAUAUAAAAAAAAAGUUCAUCUCUCUUUUGGAAGCAGAGAAGGAUCUUUUGAUUUCCGACAAUGGCGGCUAGGACAUUGUACAAGUAGUCUUUGUCCCUUGUCUUCUUCAACCCAAGUCCCGCUCCACCACUCGCCUAAACCCUUCUUCUCCUGUCAAACUCUCUCCUAAUUCGACCAGAUAUGGGAGAGCUAGGGUGUAAUUUUGAAGUUACCGCAAUGAUGAACUUACAGUAGAGGAGCUGAAAAGGCGAGAAGAAACCAAUGUGCAUUCAAAACGUUAUCUGGCUAAUCAAGUGGUGUUGAUUCCUUUAUUACGCUCUCAUUUUUUUUUGAAAGCCAAGAGGGGUGCUGAUUUUCCUGGCCCUGGUACCCCCACAAGACUCUGGGAUUUCCUUACAAACUGUUUUGGAACUCGGACCACAUGCCCCUUUAUUUUGGAGUAUGUAUAGGAGAAGCUUUUGGAGGAAAGAUUGUGCGGUCACCAUUUGGUGUUAUGCAUGGGAAAAGCUCCAUGGUUUACUAUGAUGACAAAGGAGAAGAAGGCUUGUUCUCUGGCUUAUCAAACCCUUUCCUUGUAGGUAGAUAUCACAGCCUCGUGAUCGAAAAGGAUUCGUUUCCCAGUGAUGAGCUCGAGGUUACUGCAGCAUGGACAGAGGAUGGUUUGGUUAUGGCGGCUAGACACAGGAAGCACAAGCAUAUACAGGGAGUUCAGUUUCAUCCGGAGAGUAUUAUAGCAACUGAAGGCAAGACAAUUGUCCGCAAUUUCAUUAAACUUGUUGAGAAAAAGGAGGCUGAGAUGUUGCCUUAAGGCUUUUUUCAAUCAGAAAACCAGAUGUGUAGGUUUAGUGUCUCCCUGUAAUAAAGCUUGCCAAUGCAAGAUGUUCAUCGUCUAUAUUCCUAUUGUUUGGUUUUGAUUGGUUGAUUCGGUUGUAUAACAAAGUCAUGUUGAGCUUCAUGUAAUGAGAUCACUGAUGCAACCUCUUUAGCAAUGUUCUUCAGAGGAUGUGCUGAGUCCUCCAGAGGCUUUGGGGUUAGCAUUACUUCCUAGUUUCACCA